Glarea lozoyensis ATCC 20868 is the source of this 3627-nucleotide messenger RNA. RefSeq lists its product as uncharacterized. The record is from RefSeq and is a predicted model, not a curated record. The transcript has a single exon. Lineage: Eukaryota; Fungi; Ascomycota; Leotiomycetes; Helotiales; Helotiaceae. Gene Ontology annotation, cellular component: cytoplasm. Gene Ontology annotation, molecular function: ATPase inhibitor activity; protein-folding chaperone binding. The coding region runs from base 1 to 3627 and encodes 1208 amino acids.
AUGUCUCUGCUCGGAAAACUACUUUCUGGCAUGCCCACGGGCUCCACCACAUCGCGGCCGAAGAACUCGCUGGAUUCCAAUUUGGAAGACCAAUUUACACACAACCUCCUCUUCCCCGACCCCGAAGCACUUUGUCACAAUGAUCAAGUCUUUCCCCUCUCCUCUGGCACCAUCCUUACGCCAGCGACGAUUACCAACUUCGACAUCAAUGCGGACAUUGACCUCGAGAUGCGCGAUGUGCGAGUAAUCAUCAUGCAGGAAACAACCCCCACUUCAGGCUCAGCAUAUCUUCUCUACGACAGUCAACCACCUUCGUCUCCUUCCUCUGCUUCCGCUACACUCGAACGACAACUCUCAGCUAAUGGCACCGUCCACCCGGCACGUUCGGAGGGUCGUCGCUCCAUUAGUUCACCAAGGAAAGCGAGCGUGGGACAGAAUUCAAGACCCGUGGUGAUACAGCAGGAUGCAACUCCCCCACCACGAACCUAUGGCGCUUUCGAACGUCGUCCGACGCACCAGAAGACUUUCAGUUACACCGAGACGGAUGGCCAACGAUCCGCGAGGGAGUACAGAGAGGAGGUGUCUACAUUUUCAAAUUGUAUUUUCGGCAAUUCUGAGGUUUUGGCCUACAAGGGAACGGGGACCAAGGUCCAUAUUCUGCCAUCAGAUACACGUCCCGUCUUCAACUCGAGCUCGUAUAGUGGGGAUAUGAAUGGGUCUUUGGGAAGAUCAAGUAUGCGUAGCAGUAAACUGGCACAAUCUUUCACUUCGGACAACUUCCCAACAGCUCCGACAUCGGCUGGGUUCAUGAGUCCGAGCACUUCGAGGGGAAAUGAUCGAAAGAAGGUUUUGAUCACGCGUAUGUUUCCUGUACCACUGCCAAUUGAAGAUGUGGAAGACCUCUCACAGCAUACGACACCCACUGCUCACUCUGUCCAGUCAGGUGAUGGUUCGGGCUAUCCAUUUCCAAAAGUUGGGGCCAAAGAACCUGGGUCGGAGAAGAAGUCGCUUCAGCCAAAACAGAAGCGAACCCCUAUGUAUGCGGUCGGACUAAUAGUCCAACUACCAACAAAUCCUGGUGCUCCGUUGAUGCCUACGUCGAGGUCAAGUUUUAAAGGGUCCGGGUCAUACAAUGAGCCAGAUUCAUUUCCCUCGUCCUUCAACUCGACCCGUCGGGCGGGCUGGACUAUGCUCGGCCAUGGCUUCGGUGUUGAGUCAAUGGAUUCAUCCUACUCUAGCGAUUUUGAUGAUCGCAUUGAGCUCAUCACGCAACAUUGGGAUAUUAUCAUGAGAACCUUGUCUCAUCUUCAAGCUGUGGCUACAGCUUCCUUGUUGCCUAUGCUUAGGCAAGCAGAUAUCAGCUCACCAGAUCCUCGGAGUCAUACAUUUCACAACAGAACAUCGUCAGCAAGUGUCUCAAUCGCUGGGAAGCGCAUUGAAGACGUCAAGCCAUUCAAGAUACCCAAGACAAAUGCCAAGCUUGUUCAACUUACCAUGAAUUGUCUGAUGCAAGUCCCGAAAAUUCACAAGGAAGUUGACGCCUCACGUCAGCGAAUUGUGAGCGGUAUCAAAACAAGUCAGGUCGUCACCGGCCAGGGUCGAUGGGGAAUCUGGCGGCAAGAGGCAAGAUUGGUUGGGAAGUGGGCUGGGUCGAAAGAUCAAGGGUUUUUCUUUUUCAACCUUCUCACUGGGUUUCUUGGAAAUCACACAGAAUGGUUGCAAGCUCUGGGUCCAAGCUGGUAUCGUCGUCGCCAUUACCAACAUCAAAGAUCACACAAGGACGAUGACAUAUCAGUCCCAGCGCGCACAAUCAUCGUCUCGGAUAAUAAGUUAAUGGCACGUAGACUUGUUUUCUUGUUAUCGACCUUCUUGCCAGCAAAUCAACAACUCGGCCCCUCCCGCCAUCGCCCUAGCACAUCUGCGUCAUUUGGUGGCUAUUCUCAAUCACCGCCAGCGUAUCCAGUACCUAUUCUAAGAGAAGAGUCAUUGCGUCGCAGGAUCAACAAGCGAUCAAGUAUUGCACGAGGUAGCCAUUCCCGAACCAUGAGUUUCCCGGCACAACCCGUGCAUGCAUCACAAGCGCCACUGGAAACCCAGCGCCAUGAUCGUCGACCUUCAGAUGCAGCAUCUAUCAAAACAGCAAAUCUCCCGAUCCCUGGGAGUGAUAUCGGUACUCGAAAGAGUAGUGCAGCAACCACUUCGACGGCAACCCCUGUCACUACCAUGCCGCAUUUUUCCACGCGACGUCCAAUCCGUGGAACUGGUCCAGAUCCGCGUCCAGGCAGCAGCGGGAGUUUGGCCACGGAUGACUUGCUUCGUUCUCUUAAGCGAGGUGAAAGUAGUGGUCAGUUCAGUAACACGAGCAUGGAGUCUCAGGGACAAAAUUCUCGAUGGGGAAGUAUGAUUAGUGGAUUCUGGAGUAACAAAAGACGAGGAUCUACUGCGGCAACAGAAAUCGAUCCUACGAGUAGAGAUGGCACAGAACAGAGCUCAGGUCAAGGAGAUGAGGAAAACAAGCCAGUGGGUAAAUUGGCAGAGAUGGUCCAGGAGGCGAGUCUCUAUCCUACUAGGACAAAAACUCUGCGCGAUAUGAGAGGAUCGGGGGAUAGUGCAAUUACUGCCAAGCCUACUGAUGGAGUUAUCGACGAGAUUCCAGAGCAGGUUAUCCAUAUCCCUGAGCGGAAACUUGAUCCAUCUGGAGCUUACGAGUCGCCGGUCAAGACGUCAAUUAAUGAGGAUGAUGGUGUUAUUGACAUUGAAGUCCCGCUACCAGAGUAUCUUUCAUUUGAGACGGCAGUCAGCUCGCCGUCGAGUAGCGGGUAUCUGUCAACCCCAGGUUUCGGUAACGGGAUGGAAGGGUUUGAACACUAUUCGCGUUCGGGUGGUGAACAGGACACGGCGAUGAACGUUGGUGGUUGGUUGCCACGAUUUCACCCUGACUUUUCCUUGCAAGCGAUUCCCGCUCAAGAGGAUCUGCUCGAAGAGGUCAAAGCAUCAAUGCGGGAUGAGCCGACACCACUUUUCAGUUCAACUCCACUUCCCGACAAUGGCCGCCCAGACCGUUGGGUUGAUGUCAGUAGUGCUAUCAUUGCGGACACUACCAAUUUCACCAUCAAACGCAUCCGAUACCGAAGGCUAGUGAAACCUAAAGAUCCAGGCCCUAGUGCAGUACAAGCUCCAAUUGACUCGCGUUAUGGUAAUGUUUACUCUGCAGCACAAAUGACACCCUCAUUGAACAUCCCUGACUCCCCUACCGAAGAACGCUUCAUUGAAGAAGCCAUCAUCUCCAUGGACGAAACGCUCAUCCAAGCCGUCGAGAAAAUCAUCGCCCAAUCCAGUCCCACAUCCAACGCGUCUUCUGUCUGCUCCUCCCGAUCCACAUCUCGCAAAGGGGGGAACCGCCAACGAUCAAAUUCCGAUGCCAAAGCUCAUGUUGGUGUUCCGGAACACAAACUCGAGGUACCCAGGAAUGAGUGUAAGAAAAUGGUUCUUGGGGCCUUGGAGGAGAUCGUGAAGGAAGUUGCCGAGAGUAGGAAGGAGGGUGAAGAUGUGGAAUUGGAACGCACGGAGAGCUUUUUGAGGGAAGGGGUGAGGAGUUGGCUUGUUAAUGUUGAGACUUUUGAUUGA